CAUGUUCUGAAAUAAAGUUAUGAAGUCGGUGAGUGACUUUAGAGUCUCCCUCAAGAGCAAUCAAUGGAUCAGAAUUCGUACAGGAGAAGAUCGUCUCCGAUCAGAACCACUACCGGCGGUUCAAAGUCCGUUAAUUUCUCCGAACUACUUCAAAUGAAGUAUCUCAGCUCCGGUACGAUGAAGCUCACGAGAACCUUCACUACUUGCUUGAUAGUCUUCUCUGUACUAGUAGCAUUCUCAAUGAUCUUUCACCAACACCCAUCUGAUUCAAAUCGGAUUAUGGGUUUCGCCGAAGCUAGAGUUCUCGACGCCGGAGUUUUCCCAAAUGUUACUAACAUCAAUUCUGAUAAGCUUCUCGGAGGGCUACUUGCUUCUGGUUUUGAUGAAGAUUCUUGCCUUAGUAGGUACCAAUCAGUUCAUUACCGUAAACCUUCACCUUACAAGCCAUCUUCUUAUCUCAUCUCUAAGCUUAGAAACUACGAAAAGCUUCACAAGCGAUGUGGUCCGGGUACUGAAUCUUACAAGAAAGCUCUAAAACAACUUGAUCAAGAACAUAUUGAUGGUGAUGGUGAAUGCAAAUAUGUUGUGUGGAUUUCUUUUAGCGGCUUAGGGAACAGGAUACUUUCUCUAGCCUCGGUUUUUCUUUACGCGCUUUUAACGGAUAGAGUCUUGCUUGUUGACCGAGGGAAAGACAUGGAUGAUCUCUUUUGCGAGCCGUUUCUCGGUAUGUCGUGGUUGCUACCUUUAGAUUUCCCUAUGACUGAUCAGUUUGAUGGAUUAAAUCAAGAAUCAUCUCGUUGUUAUGGAUAUAUGGUGAAGAAUCAGGUGAUUGAUACUGAGGGAACUUUGUCUCAUCUUUAUCUUCAUCUUGUUCAUGAUUAUGGAGAUCAUGAUAAGAUGUUCUUCUGUGAAGGAGACCAAACAUUCAUCGGGAAAGUCCCUUGGUUGAUUGUUAAAACAGACAAUUACUUUGUUCCAUCUCUGUGGUUAAUACCGGGUUUCGAUGAUGAACUAAACAAGCUAUUCCCACAGAAAGCGACUGUCUUUCAUCACUUAGGUAGGUAUCUUUUUCACCCAACUAACCAAGUAUGGGGCUUAGUCACUAGAUACUACGAAGCUUACUUAUCGCAUGCGGAUGAGAAGAUUGGGAUUCAAGUAAGAGUUUUCGAUGAAGACCCGGGUCCAUUUCAGCAUGUGAUGGAUCAGAUUUCAUCUUGUACUCAAAAAGAGAAACUUCUACCUGAAGUAGACACACUAGUGGAGAGAUCUCGCCAUGUUAAUACCCCCAAACACAAAGCCGUGCUUGUCACAUCUUUGAACGCGGGUUACGCGGAGAACUUAAAGAGUAUGUAUUGGGAAUAUCCGACAUCAACUGGAGAAAUCAUCGGUGUUCAUCAGCCGAGCCAAGAAGGUUAUCAGCAGACCGAAAAAAAGAUGCAUAAUGGCAAAGCUCUUGCGGAAAUGUAUCUUUUGAGUUUGACAGAUAAUCUUGUGACAAGUGCUUGGUCUACAUUUGGAUAUGUAGCUCAAGGUCUUGGAGGUUUAAAGCCUUGGAUACUCUAUAGACCCGAAAACCGUACAACUCCCGAUCCUUCGUGUGGUCGGGCUAUGUCGAUGGAGCCUUGUUUCCACUCGCCUCCAUUCUAUGAUUGUAAAGCGAAAACGGGUAUUGACACGGGAACACUAGUUCCUCAUGUGAGACAUUGUGAGGAUAUCAGCUGGGGACUUAAGCUAGUAUGAUUUUUUGUGUGCCUUACUCUGUUUUUGAUUAUUUGAUGUAUCAUGUAACUUCUUAAAUUAGCUUUAAUAAAGUCAAUUUUUGUGCUUUUGACAUUUUCUCUUAAAAUAGAUAAAACAAGAGCAUAAAGGUUGAGUUUUUAUUACCAAAGUCUCAGU
Messenger RNA from Arabidopsis thaliana (thale cress), 1896 nucleotides. RefSeq names its product fucosyltransferase 1 (gene FT1). Gene Ontology annotation, cellular component: membrane; Golgi membrane; Golgi cisterna membrane. Lineage: Eukaryota; Viridiplantae; Streptophyta; Magnoliopsida; Brassicales; Brassicaceae. Gene Ontology annotation, biological process: cell wall biogenesis. The transcript has 2 exons. Gene Ontology annotation, molecular function: galactoside 2-alpha-L-fucosyltransferase activity. The record is from RefSeq and is marked reviewed. The coding region runs from base 64 to 1740 and encodes 558 amino acids.